AUGUACACUAUUGUAAUUACAUUAAAUGUUUCAGCUGCAUUAUUUUUUGUCACUUACGACUGGAUGAAGGACUGUCUUCGUCCUAGGAUUCAUGAACGCUACCAUUCCAUGAUCUAUAUGGGUGCUGCAUCCGUUGGAGAACUAGUGGCGUGUCUGGUAAGAGUGCCAGUAGAAGUGAUAAAACAGAGAAAACAAGUUUUCAUAGUGGAUACAAAUGGAUUAGGAGUACGAUUAUUGUAUCGGGGUUAUUGGAGUACAGCCUUAAGAGAUAUGCCAUUUAGUCUUUUGCAAUUUCCUAUAUGGGAAUAUUUGAAGAAUACUGGGAGCCAUAGAAUCAAUAGAGAAUUAAAUCCCAUGGAAGGAGCUUUCUGCGGAGCACUAGCAGGAGGAAUAUCUGCUGCUGCUACAACACCUUUAGAUGUUGCGAAGACGCAUAUUAUGUUAGCUAGUAGAGUAUGCAACCCUCAAGAUCUUUCGAUAUUCAACAUCUUGAAAAGUAUAUAUAAAGACAAAGGAAUAAAAGGAUUUUUCGCUGGUUUCGGGCCACGUGUGACUUGGAUUACAGUGGGUGGUUUCGUGUUCUUUGGUGUAUACGAAGAGACAAAGAAACUCAUCUGCUGUUGGAUCCCUAAACCAUCAUCAAAGCGGAUAGCGAGUAAUUGUUAAUGCAACCUAUUAUUAACCCUAUGCACUCGAAGCAUUUUUCCCCCCGGACGAACCAGUAACUCGAAACGAUUUUCCGUAUACUUGGUGAAUUUCAUACAGCUUACUUAAAAUUAUUUAACUUAUUAAUUAACGAAUACAACAAUUAUGUAUUAAUAUUUUAUGUACCCUUACAUAUGAAAGAAGAAAAUUUGUUCAAUAUUAAGGACCGUAUUGUUGCUUUGUAUGGUAUUUUAUGACAAUCGCCAAGAUGCAUCCUCGGCUUGUCGGGGCAAUUAUUUCAGUAAUAUGUUGUGUGAUGUCUUUCGACAGGUUUAUUUCAUUGAGAGCAAACCUUGCAAUCCUACUUACUCCUGUUAGAAUGACAUAUAGCUUUCCAUUCGAUCGAAUUUUGUCGAAACUGGAGGUUGAAGUAGAAGCUCGAGCACGAGUCUGGCGGAAAUCUUCUCUUAAUUGGUCAACCAAAGCUUUUUCCAUAUUGCAGACGACUAAGCGACUGUUCGUUUCUGUACUUUUUUUAUUGAUUUGUAAAGAAUAUAAGAAUUAACCGAACAAAUCUCUAAACCUCUUCAAAAAUAGCUCAAGCCACCAUUUCAAGUACUUUCUUAGAAAACCGUAUGUGGAGGCAUAUUAGUCCGCUCGAUUAGUGCCGCCCAUAUAUUUUAUAUAGUUUAUGAUAACAUUGGUUUUUUUUUUACAGUAACUUCAACACCACCUCGUAAAAUCCUUAUUACAGGAGUUAUUCCCGUAUUAUUUCAAGUGGUCAAAGAUCUACGGAUCGUUUUGUCUUUCCAUGCUAGAACUAAAGUAUUACCUUUGCGGUAUGCUACCGUGGAUUUCUUGUAGAUUUUUUUUUAUUAGACAUGGCAACUCCUGCCUAUUUGGUAGAAUCGUCCCAGUUAAUUGACAAGGGGUAUCGCUCUAAACAUUGUCAAAUUAUACGCGCGCGCACACCCCCCCCCCCCACACACACACCUUACUGCCGAUCGGGUUUCUGCAUCAAACCAAAUGGUGACCAAGAGUCACCUCUCGAGUUGCCGCAACGGACCAAGUGGUGACUGAUAGUUACCUCUCGAGUGCGAAAGGUUAAUGGUGAUAGAUUUUAAACAUAAUGAUAUUAAUUGUACAAAAGUAUAUAUUGUUUUUUACAUAUUAAUGAGCAUAGAAC
Messenger RNA from Orussus abietinus, 1831 nucleotides. Its product is annotated as S-adenosylmethionine mitochondrial carrier protein. Bases 1 to 666 code for a protein of 221 amino acids. NCBI's taxonomy places the organism in Eukaryota, Metazoa, Arthropoda, Insecta, Hymenoptera, Orussidae. Gene Ontology annotation, cellular component: mitochondrial inner membrane. The transcript has 4 exons. The record is from RefSeq and is a predicted model, not a curated record. Gene Ontology annotation, molecular function: S-adenosyl-L-methionine transmembrane transporter activity.